AUGAGCAGAUAUUGGGAACAAUUGGGAGAAGAAACUGUUGUAGAUUUUCCAGAAUGGAUGAAAAGAUAUUUUAUGGAAACAAUCGUGACCACUACCAGUAGUAAACCAGCUCACGCUUUAUCCAAUUUUUAUAAAAGGUUGUCUAAUAAGAAAAUUGAUGGAGGGGUUAGCGAAAGUGAAGAGUACAUAGAAGUCGCUCAACAUUUAAAUGAAAUAGUACAUUGGUUUUCAAUUGUUCCCGAAUAUUUGCGUAACUUUCCUGGAAUUAAUUUACGCACCAAGAAGUAUAAGGAAAAAUAUUUUUUGUUAAAUAAUAUGAUCCUUAAAAUGGUUAAAGAUAGACGAGCGGAGAUCGAAGCAACACCUGAAGAUCAACCACUUGUUCCAGAUAUGUUAACCAUGUUCUUGACGGUUAACACUCCACGUGACGUCACUGAAAGAAUUGCUGAUGAUCAGAAUAAUAAACCGAUGACCGAUGAAGAAGUUGUCGGGAAUUACUUUGAAGUUUUGGGAGCGGGGAUUAGUACGGGAUCAAACGCCAUCUGUUUUUUAGUUUAUUACCUAUCCCAUCAUCCCGAUGUUAAACGAAAGCUGUUGAAAGAAUUUGAAGUGGUCGUCGGAAGAAAUCCUAACACUAAGAAAAUUACUAUCGACGUUAUUAACAAACUUGAGUACACCGAAGCUUUUAUUAAAGAAGUUAAUAGAUUUACCCCUAUUGUCCCCCUUAUUAAAAAACAAAAUAGAGAACCUGUUGAAAUUGGUGGUAUUAAGUUCCCGGCUAAUACAAUAUUUUUCUCAAGUAGCUUGCUUCUUCACAGGCAUAAAUCCCAGUGGUCUAAUCCCGAAGAAUUUAAUCCGGAUCGAUUUUUAAAGUCAAGUCCAGAGAGUAAAAAUCCUUUUUACAUGUUUGGUUCGGGUGAAAGAAAGUGUCCCGGAAGAAAUCUAGCAUUGUUAGAACUCAAGGCUACAUUACUUUUGCUGUAUUCAAAAUAUGAUGUAGAGCUUGUGGACAUGAAUGCGCCCAUAAAGUAUCGCGAAACAAUCCUGAGGAAGUGUACCAAAUUAAAAGUAAGAAUUAAAAAACGACGAGAUUUGAAUUAA
This is a messenger RNA of Acaulospora colombiana, 1101 nucleotides long. NCBI's taxonomy places the organism in Eukaryota, Fungi, Glomeromycota, Glomeromycetes, Diversisporales, Acaulosporaceae. The record is from the annotation of a GenBank genome assembly.